AUGCUCUUCAGUUCGGUCACUAGUGUCCACAUGGUUGCAAUGGAAGCCACACAGCGCCCGUACUAUUACGACUCAGACACUGAGCCGGCGUUGACCAUGAUUAUGUGCAGUCUUCUUGCCGCCUCCAUGCUAUUUGUGUGGUCAUCGUCGUUUCGGAGGGCAACGGACGGUGCUCGAAUCAUGGUAUUCGCAUGGUUCUUCCUGAUGAUUGUGGGUUUCAUCGCAGGUUUUGUAUACAUGAGCAGCGCCCUCUCUGACGAAUUGCCGGACGAAGAAUUCAAGCGGCAGUAUGAUGUCGAUGCUUCUGACUUAUUUAACCACAUCGCCGUUCUUAUUCAACGUAUCCGCCACGAGAGGGAUACUACUCGUACACAACUCGCUGCCGCCCAUGAAACCAUCGACAACCUUGAAGAGCAGGUAACCCAGCUCAACCUUGACCUUAAUGUCGCUCGCGCCGCCCCCGCCCCUACCGCCCCUGUCCCCGUUGUCGCUGCUCCCCCACCUACUACCGUCUCCACCUUUAGGUCCGAGAAGUUCCCAGACCCUGAAAAAUUUGAUGGUACCCAUACCAAGCUACCUGGAUUCAUCACCCAACUCCAAAUGAAACUUGAGGUCAACGACGAUCGAUUCCGCAACGAGGCAGCAAAAGUUAUCUAUGCCGUCAGCUGCUUGGAAGGAAGGGCCCUUGAUCAGGCCGUUCCACUCGUUAACGCUAACCCUGCUGCCCCCUUCUCCUCUGCCACUGCCUUCGUCACCCACCUGGAAGCCUCGUUUGGAGACCCAGAUCCCCGGGGUACCGCACGUCGCCAACUCGUCGCCCUGAAGCAAUGCAAAGGAGACUUUGCCACCUAUUACUCACAGUUCCUCCGUAUCAUGGCCUAUCUAGACUUCAAUGAAGGAGUCAAGAUCGAUGCCCUAGCUGAAGGACUGUCAGAAGAUCUGAAGGACGCCAUGACAUACCGGACGGAUAGGCUUAACACUGUAGAGGCAUACGCGACUAUGUUAAUGACAAUCGACAACCAGAUUCUGGGCCGUAAGGCUGAACAACGGGCCAUUCGCAACACGAUGGGACAAUUUACUACCCCCGCCGCUGCGGCAGACCCAUUCCAUACCGCUGGAGGUCUCGCCUCAAUGGACCUCUCCACCCUCCAAACUCGUUCCGCUCAACGCCCUACCGCCGAACAACGAUAUACCUUUGUCAAUGGACAAUGCAAAACCUCCGCCGCUGAAAAACAAUGGCGCAGGGACAACAAUCUCUGCAUGUACUGCACCAACCCCGGCCAUGUCUUCGCCAACUGUCCCUCUGCCAAUCGUCUGCGUGGCAACCAACCGGUCAUGAGGAGCGCUCUCCUCGCACCCGCUCAUAAUGCUGCCGACCCCGCUGUUCCGCCGAUCGCCAGACCUUCUAAUGUUUCUCCUUUAUCUGCGUUCUCUAUCUCUGGCUUCUCGGUAUCGUCUGUGGAGCAUAAAUCGGAUGGGGAUCAUUUUGUUGCUUCUUGUAAAAUUGUAAACAAUAAAAUAUCCAUUCAAACCCACGCAUUGAUUGAUACCGGGUGCUCCGGGUUCACAUUCAUUGAUGAAACAUUCGCGCGCCACAAUAGCCUUCCAUUUCUCCCCCUUAAAUCACCCCGCACUAUUGAAGUCAUCGACGAGCGGCCUAUAUCCUCCGGACAGAUCACCCACCUAUGCUACCUACCACUGUCAAUUGACUCCCAUUACGAAACUAUUCCCUUAUUCGUCACCAAACUUGGCUCCUACCCACUCAUACUCGGGAUCCCUUGGCUUCAACUACAUGACGCCACACUGCGGUUCAAAGACAAUAGCAUACUGUUCGACUCCGAAUACUGCAAGCGCAAGUGCAACUUCUCCGCAAAGCCCGUUCCCAUUAAAGGAAUUGCACCACCACUCCGCUUCCACCUCGUCAGUUCAGCUGCCCUCUGCCGUUUUGCUCGAAGGGACAAACUCCAAAUCUUCAGCAUAACUAUAGAGGAAAUCGAUCAAGCUAUGGGCAAGGCCCCCAAGGAAGACUGGAGAAACCGGGUUCCAACCCGGUACAAGAGGUUCCAUAAGAUGAUGGACGAGAAGUUUGCGAACGAAAUACCACCACACUGUUCCUAUGACCAUAAGAUACCGCUCAAGGAAGGAAAGGAACCUCCGUUUGGGCCGCUCUAUUGUAUGUCCCGCGAGGGACUUAUCGUGCUCAAGCAAUAUAUACAGGAUAACCUUGAAAAGGCCUUUAUCCAGGCCAGCUCUUCCCCCACCGGUGCCCCCAUCCUAUUUGUUAAAAAAGCUGAUAGAACACCCCGUCUCUGCAUAGAUUAUCGUGGCCUUAAUGAACUUACCGUAAAAAACCGCUACCCAUUGCCGCUUAUCCGGGAAACUCUCGACUACCUCUCCAAAGCCAAGUGGUACACCAAACGCGACCUUCGUCAAGGGUAUAACCAGAUCUGA
Morchella sextelata is the source of this 2451-nucleotide messenger RNA. RefSeq lists its product as uncharacterized. The record is from RefSeq and is a predicted model, not a curated record. The transcript is spliced from 3 exons. Lineage: Eukaryota; Fungi; Ascomycota; Pezizomycetes; Pezizales; Morchellaceae. Gene Ontology annotation, molecular function: zinc ion binding; nucleic acid binding. The coding region runs from base 1 to 2451 and encodes 816 amino acids.